This is a messenger RNA of Lachancea lanzarotensis, 606 nucleotides long. RefSeq names its product LALA0S02e10308g1_1 (gene POP3). NCBI's taxonomy places the organism in Eukaryota, Fungi, Ascomycota, Saccharomycetes, Saccharomycetales, Saccharomycetaceae. The record is from RefSeq and is a predicted model, not a curated record. The coding region runs from base 1 to 606 and encodes 201 amino acids. Gene Ontology annotation, molecular function: ribonuclease MRP activity. Gene Ontology annotation, biological process: nuclear-transcribed mRNA catabolic process, RNase MRP-dependent; intronic box C/D snoRNA processing; tRNA processing. Gene Ontology annotation, cellular component: nucleolar ribonuclease P complex; ribonuclease MRP complex; cytosol. The transcript has a single exon.
AUGAGUUCUCUCAAACAACUACAGCGCAAAUCAGCGAUCAAGAAACAAGUCUACAAACCGAUUCUCGAUAACCCUUACACAGAUGAAGCUCACAAUUGGCCUUAUGUUCAGGAACAAUCAUUGAUCGCAGAAUUGGUGCGGAGUCACGUGACCACUGUUCUACAACAAGCACCAGAUUCUUUAGAUGUACGGUUUGGAUUCAACGAUGUGGUAAAGUUCUUACAAGGAUCACCGUCUAAGGACGAUCUCGUCGCUUCUCCCCCAUCUCGGGUCUUCUUAUUCGUGUGCAACCGUGAUUCUAUACCUUCGGUUUUAUUAGCCCAAAUUCCAAUAUUGGCCCGUGUAUCGCGAUACGAAGUGGUGUUGGUACCACUGCCGCGUGGAUUCAUCUCACAUCUGGAUGAAUGCUGUCCGGCGAAUCAGUAUCACGAUGGGAUGCUAUUAGUGGUUGAAAACUCAAAUUUUGACAUACAGUUCGCUUCCCAAGUGGUUAAGAGGGUGGGUCACGUGACCCCGCAACCAUGGCUCAAAUUCAAUGAAUCACGUAUAGCUGUGAUAGCUUCAGAGGUUUCUUUGAAUUCCAAAUCAGCCAAAUCUUCCAAAUAG